AUGUUGGAAUUGUUGAACCAGUUAGAUGGUUUUGAAGCCACAAAGAACAUCAAGGUGAUCAUGGCCACGAAUCGAAUUGACAUUUUGGAUCCGGCGUUACUUCGUCCUGGUCGAAUCGACAGGAAGAUUGAAUUUCCUGCGCCUGACGAGACGGCACGACUGGAUAUUCUUAAAAUUCAUUCGCGGAAAAUGAACCUUACACGAGGCAUCAACCUCCAGAAAAUAGCAGAAGCGAUGCCUGGUGCUUCUGGUGCGGAAGUCAAGGCUGUUUGUACCGAGGCGGGAAUGUACGCACUCAGAGAGAGGCGCAUUCAUGUCACACAAGAAGAUUUCGAAAUGGCCGUAGCCAAGGUACUGAAUUUUAUUGAUGAAUACAAGGGUUAUAAUGAAGUAGUAGAACAAAAAUGUCUUGGUCCAAGGUCAACACAGGCACAAACAUAAGU
This is a messenger RNA of Soboliphyme baturini, 443 nucleotides long. Lineage: Eukaryota; Metazoa; Nematoda; Enoplea; Dioctophymatida; Soboliphymatidae. The record is from the annotation of a GenBank genome assembly.